Hydractinia symbiolongicarpus is the source of this 1527-nucleotide messenger RNA. Its product is annotated as radial spoke head protein 3 homolog B-like. The transcript has 8 exons. The coding region runs from base 162 to 1457 and encodes 431 amino acids. Gene Ontology annotation, cellular component: cilium. Lineage: Eukaryota; Metazoa; Cnidaria; Hydrozoa; Anthoathecata; Hydractiniidae. The record is from RefSeq and is a predicted model, not a curated record.
GCCAUGUUUAAAAUAAAAACAACAGUGGCCAAAACCUACAAAUCGCAGUGCCCAAGGUGCACGAAUCGCACUAAGUUGGUAGGAAAACUUGUCAUCUUAGCAUUUAUAUUGUUGCUAAUUGAGUGAAACUUGUCUUGAAUCUAUCUUAUAAAUAAUACAGAAUGGCUGCUGUUCUGCAACAAAAAAGAGAUGGAUCUGCCACAUACACCUUUUCUAGUCGUCCAAGGGCAAUACAACAAAGAAAAAAAUAUCGAGAUCCUCUUGAACAGGAGCCACAAACUCAAAUGUAUGGGAACAUUAUGUACGAUAGAAGAAUAGUUCGUGGAAAUACGUAUGCUCAAAAUAUUCUGCCUGCAACUGCACAACCAGAUCCAAUUGAACUUCAAAAACAACAAGAAAUUAAGCGAAGGGCCAUUGCAAGAAAGCAUGCAAAGCAACAAUUCAAACCUAGAACUCCUGAACCUGUUGAAGGACGAAAGCAUAUUGAUGUACAAACAGAGUUAUAUUUAGAAGAACUUACUGAUAGAGUUGAGGAAGCAGAUAUCUGGACACAAACAGAUGCUUUUUUAGAUCGCCCUCCAACACCUUUAUAUAUACCUGCAAAAACAGGAAUUGAUGCAGCAACUCAAAUUUUAGAAGGAGAGCUUUUUGAUUUUGACAUCGAAGUAAAACCAAUCUUGGAGGUGUUGGUUGGAAAAACUGUUGAGCAGUCAUUGCUAGAAGUAAUGGAAGAAGAGGAGCUGUCUAACCUUAGAGCUCAGCAGCGCCGCUUUGAGGAAUUGCGCAACGCAGAGCUUGUUGAAACCCAGAGGUUAGAAGAGCAAGAGAGACGUCACAGAGAAGAAAAAGAACGAAGAAUGAGGCAACAACUGGAAGUACUUAAGAAAGAAAAAGAAACAACAAGUAAAAUUGCAGCGAGAGCAUUUGCACAGAGCUAUCUUGAAGAUUUGGUACCAUCUGUAUUUGGAACUCUACAUGACCAUGGUUAUUUCUAUGAUCCAGUGGAAAGGGAUGUUGAAACAAGUUUUAUGCCAUGGUUGAUGGAAGAAGUGACAAUUGAGUUAAAUAAAAGCCGUGUGGCUAGAGCAGUCCUUGAUAGUAUCAUCCGUGACACAGUAUGCGAAAGACAUAAUGUAUACUCAAACUUGGAUACAGAAUUGGAACAAAAGAUUCUUGCUGCAAUUAAGGCAGCUACUCAAGCCGUUAAAUUACCAACACCACCUGCCACUGCUGAAGAGGAAGCUAAAGAGACUGUUAGUAGUCCAGAAAAAGAUAGUCAAUUAAAUCAACCAGAAGAAAAUUCAGAAGAGAACACUGAAAAAGAAGCUGAAGGUGUAGAAAAUGAAACUGAACAGACUGUUACUGACCGGCAAGAGGAUAAUAAUGAAUCUAGUCAGCCAAAAGAACCUCCUAGUGAUGAGGUCACUGAACAACCUUAUGUAGAGGAAGAAUCCUAAAUUUAAUUUAUUCUGUAUUUUACAUGCUGUAGAUUUUGUAUAUCUAAGAUUUCUAUUCAAAUUUUAAAAA